AUUGCGGCGGCCCUGCAGUCGGGAUAACCUUGAGGCAGAGACAGCCGAUUCCGCACAGGAGCGACGUCCUCGGACUCUCCGCAUCUCUCUGCAGUAGCUUGAGCCGGAACACGCCGGAGGACCUCAGCCAUGUCGAAGCCCCAUAGCGAUGUUGGGACAGCCUUCAUUCAGACACAGCAGCUGCAUGCAGCCAUGGCUGACACAUUCCUGGAGCAUAUGUGCCGCCUGGACAUUGACUCACCACCCAUCACGGCCAGGAACACUGGCAUCAUCUGUACCAUCGGCCCUGCUUCCCGAUCAGUGGAGAUGCUGAAGGAGAUGAUUAAGUCUGGAAUGAAUGUGGCUCGUAUGAACUUCUCUCAUGGAUCUCACGAGUACCAUGCAGAGACCAUCAAGAACGUGCGCACAGCCACAGAAAGCUUUGCUUCUGAUCCCAUCCUCUACCGGCCAGUUGCUGUGGCCCUGGACACUAAAGGACCUGAGAUCCGAACUGGACUCAUCAAGGGCAGCGGCACCGCGGAGGUGGAGCUGAAGAAAGGGGCCACGCUCAAGAUCACUCUGGAUGAUGCCUACAUGGAAAAGUGUGACGAGAACACCCUGUGGCUAGACUACAAGAACAUUUGCAAGGUGGUGGAAGUGGGCAGCAAGAUCUAUGUGGAUGAUGGACUUAUUUCUCUGCGGGUAAAGGAGAUAGGUGCUGGCUUCUUGGUGACAGAAGUGGAGAAUGGUGGCUCUUUGGGCAGCAAGAAGGGUGUGAACCUCCCUGGGGCCGCUGUGGACCUGCCUGCCGUGUCACAGAAGGACAUCCAGGACCUGAAGUUCGGGGUAGAGCAGGAUGUAGAUAUGGUGUUCGCGUCUUUCAUUCGCAAGGCAUCUGAUGUCCAUGAAGUCAGAAAGGUCCUGGGAGAAAAAGGAAAGAACAUCAAGAUAAUCAGCAAAAUCGAAAAUCAUGAGGGUGUUCGGAGGUUUGAUGAGAUCCUGGAAGCCAGUGAUGGGAUCAUGGUUGCUCGAGGUGAUCUAGGCAUUGAGAUUCCUGCAGAGAAGGUCUUCCUUGCUCAAAAGAUGAUGAUCGGGCGGUGCAACCGAGCUGGGAAACCUGUCAUCUGUGCCACACAGAUGCUGGAGAGCAUGAUCAAGAAGCCACGUCCCACCCGGGCUGAGGGCAGUGAUGUGGCCAAUGCAGUCCUGGAUGGAGCUGACUGCAUCAUGCUGUCUGGAGAGACAGCCAAAGGGGACUAUCCGCUGGAGGCUGUGCGCAUGCAACACCUGAUUGCCCGUGAGGCAGAGGCCGCCAUCUACCACUUGCAAUUAUUUGAGGAACUCCGCCGCCUGGCGCCCAUUACCAGCGACCCCACAGAAGCCGCCGCCGUGGGCGCCGUGGAGGCCUCCUUCAAGUGCUGCAGUGGGGCCAUAAUCGUCCUCACCAAGUCUGGCAGGUCUGCUCACCAGGUAGCCAGGUACCGCCCCCGUGCCCCCAUCAUUGCUGUGACCCGUAAUCACCAGACAGCUCGCCAGGCCCACCUGUACCGUGGCAUCUUCCCUGUGGUGUGUAAGGACCCAGUGCAGGAGGCCUGGGCUGAGGAUGUGGACCUCCGGGUGAACUUGGCCAUGAAUGUUGGCAAGGCUCGAGGCUUCUUCAAGAAGGGAGAUGUGGUCAUUGUGCUGACCGGGUGGCGUCCUGGCUCUGGCUUCACCAACACCAUGCGUGUAGUGCCUGUGCCGUGAUGGGCCCUAAGCCCCUCCUCCAGUCCCUGUCCCAUCCCUUUUCCCCAACCCAUCCAUUAAGCCAGCGAUGCUUGUAGUGCUCAUUUGGAGCUGUAGUGUGGCACUGGUCGACUGGGACACCAGGGAAGAAGAUUAAUGCCUCUGUAACACAUGAUGAUUUUUAAGACCCUGCUCAGGUGAGGUAGCCCUGAGCCAGACUGCCCAUCUUAUCGCCCCACCCAAGCCAGAGGGGCAAAGGUGCAGGACUGGAGGCUCCAGAGCUUUACAUAGAGGGCAGCAGCUCCUGCUUCUCUUGUGUGUACUCCAUCCAGUUCCUGUAGAAAUGGAUACUCCGAGAACUCCUGAGCCUAGCCUGGGGUCAGAAGACACAACUAGAGAAGGCAGUGGUUCCAGUUUCAGCAGACUCUGGCCCUGGCCUUCACUUGCUUGUCCAACCCCCUCAGCCUCCCUACUCCCACCUAGUUGUGCACUCCUGUUCCUGCACUCCACUCAGCUGUUGCUGCAGACAAACACUCCACCCUCCACCUUCGUUUUCCCCACUACUGCAGCCGCCUCCAGGCCUGUUGCUAUAGAGCCUACCUGUAUGUCAAUAAACAGCAGCUGAAGCGCC
Molossus molossus (Pallas's mastiff bat) is the source of this 2335-nucleotide messenger RNA. It is a transcript of the gene PKM, whose product is annotated as pyruvate kinase M1/2. NCBI's taxonomy places the organism in Eukaryota, Metazoa, Chordata, Mammalia, Chiroptera, Molossidae. Gene Ontology annotation, cellular component: cytoplasm. Gene Ontology annotation, molecular function: potassium ion binding; pyruvate kinase activity; magnesium ion binding. Bases 130 to 1725 code for a protein of 531 amino acids. Gene Ontology annotation, biological process: cellular response to insulin stimulus; glycolytic process. The record is from RefSeq and is a predicted model, not a curated record. The transcript is spliced from 11 exons.